CAUCUGUGCCCCUCUUUGCCACCAUGUCUCUCGACAUCAACAAAUACACGGGUCAGAUACGCGACAUUCUCUCUGCACCGGGCAUCGACCUCACCACGAUUAGUGCAAAACGCGUCCGCAAGCAGCUCCUUGAGCAGAACGAGGACCUCACACCCGAGCUCAUCAAAGAGCAUAAGGAAGGACUGGAUACCCUCAUUGGCUCCGUAUAUGAGGAAGUUAGCGGUGGGAUGGGCGAGGGCCAGGACGACGAGGACUCGGUCAAGCGCAAGCACGAGGACGGCGAGGAUGAGGUGGACGAGGACACCCCUGCGCCUAAGAGGAGCAAAAAGGACACAGAGCGUGGCGAUGCUGAGCUUGCUCGCAAGCUCUCCAAGGCACUUAAUGGCCGCGAACGCGGUGCAAGGGCCGCAGCUCCUAAGGCUAAGGUCAAGCGAGGGAAAAAGGGUGCGAAAAGCGCCGCCGUCGUUGACUCGGACGGCGACGGCGAUAACGAUGGCAAGGCGAAACCGAAGAGGAAAGGCGGCUUCACAAAGGAGUAUAUCCUCAGUCAGCCCCUGGCGGAACUUCUUGGCGUAACGCAGCUCUCACGACCACAGGCAGUCAAGCACAUAUGGGUCUACAUCAAGGAGAAGGACCUCCAAAAUCCUGCAGACAAGCGAGAGAUCAUCUGCGACGAAAAAAUGAAGAAGAUCUUCAACGUCGACAAGAUUGGCAUGUUCCGCAUGAACCAGAUGCUGGGAGAACACCUCCAAGAACCGGCACCGGCCCCGACCGAGGCGGCAUAGCUCGUGUCGUGGCUCCGCCACCUAUCUCUGUCGUUAUCUGCGCCUCUCAUUCACUAUCCUGCUAUUGUUAAUGUGCCAAAUUACUUUCAGGUCAUAGCACCUGUUGUGCUGAUUGCCAUGUAAUCUUGUAUCGCGUAUCUUACGAGCGACUAACUACUGUUUCUUUUGCAUCUCUACAGCCCUUCCUUGGGAAGUCCUGUGCCACACCCACAGUUACUCUGUACCUGUUGCGGCUGGGCAUUCGUUCCACCUAAUGCUACUACUUUACUGUACAUACCC
Molecule: messenger RNA, 1064 nt
Organism: Phanerochaete carnosa HHB-10118-sp
Lineage: Eukaryota; Fungi; Basidiomycota; Agaricomycetes; Polyporales; Phanerochaetaceae
Exons: 3
Coding region: 24-785 (253 amino acids)
Biological process (GO): nucleolar large rRNA transcription by RNA polymerase I; transcription initiation at RNA polymerase I promoter
Cellular component (GO): nucleus; RNA polymerase I upstream activating factor complex
Molecular function (GO): RNA polymerase I cis-regulatory region sequence-specific DNA binding
Source: RefSeq, a predicted model, not a curated record